Ricinus communis (castor bean) is the source of this 857-nucleotide messenger RNA. RefSeq names its product histone H3.2. The coding region runs from base 103 to 513 and encodes 136 amino acids. Gene Ontology annotation, cellular component: nucleosome. The transcript has a single exon. The record is from RefSeq and is a predicted model, not a curated record. Gene Ontology annotation, molecular function: DNA binding; structural constituent of chromatin; protein heterodimerization activity. NCBI's taxonomy places the organism in Eukaryota, Viridiplantae, Streptophyta, Magnoliopsida, Malpighiales, Euphorbiaceae.
CUGCUAUAAAAGAAACCGUCACACAGCGUCGAAUUUCAUCAAUUUCCUUCAAUUUUCUCUUUCAAUUUCUAGUAAAAAAACAGUCUAUUGUGUUUUAGUGCAAUGGCUCGUACAAAGCAAACUGCUAGGAAAUCGACGGGAGGAAAGGCUCCAAGGAAGCAACUGGCUACCAAGGCAGCAAGGAAGUCUGCGCCGGCAACGGGAGGAGUGAAGAAGCCACACAGAUUCAGACCAGGAACUGUUGCAUUGAGAGAGAUUAGAAAGUAUCAAAAGAGCACAGAGCUUUUAAUUAGGAAGCUUCCAUUUCAGAGACUGGUUAGAGAAAUUGCUCAAGAUUUCAAGACUGAUUUGAGGUUCCAAAGCAGUGCCGUUGCUGCUUUGCAAGAGGCUGCCGAAGCCUAUUUGGUUGGAUUGUUUGAGGAUACAAAUCUCUGUGCCAUUCAUGCUAAGAGAGUCACUAUUAUGCCUAAGGAUAUUCAAUUGGCUCGUAGGAUUAGAGGCGAGAGGGCUUAGAUGGUAUUGUGGAUUCUAAUUUCUUUUCUAUGGGUCCAAGUAGCUUCAACAUGUCCACUUUGAGUUCUGUUUUUAGAUGGAAACUUAUGCAGAAAUAUAGUUGUUUUUGUUGAACCAGGUAUUGCAGUUCAGGUAGUUGUCAAAAUUCCUGUAUGGGAAAUAGCCAAGUAAUCAUUGAUAUUGUUAUUGUGACAUCUUGGGUUGAACGAAUUUUAGAAUUCCAGUUCUGAAAUUUUACAUUGAGGGCAUGAAAGUUAAAAUCUUACUAAUAUGAUGUAUAUCUUAUAUUUGAGCUGUGUUGUUUUGGGGCACCUUUCUUAAUUGAGUUAAUCGGCUUUUUUCUA